UCAAGGAAGCAUUGCAAUGGAGAAUGAUCAGGAGAAGGGAAAGAAAGUGAUCAAGUAUCGCGGGAUAAGGAGGAGGCCAUGGGGGAAAUACGCAGCUGAAAUUCGCGAUCCAACAAGGAAUGGAGCUCGUUUGUGGCUAGGGACUUUCGACACUGCUGAAGAAGCAGCCAGGGCAUACGAUCGGGCUGCAUAUGCUUUGAGGGGUCAUCAAGCUCUUCUCAAUUUCCCCAAUGAUGGUCAUUAUAGAAAUGCUGAUCCUGCCGGAUCGAGCCUCGAUUUUUCUCAGCUGCCAUCGUCGUCUUCGAUGAACUUGCCCAAUUCUGGGGGAGCUGGAGCUCCUGUUGAAACUCCUGAGUUGGAAGCAUCGCCAAGAGGACAAGAAGAACAAGUCAUUGAGCUCGAGUAUUUGGAUAAUAAGCUGCUGGAGGACCUUCUUGGAUCGCAAUUUCAGAGGCAGGAUCAUAGUAAGCGACCAAAGCUUUCGUAGCUAUCUAAAAUAUUAUUAUGGGAUUCCAGAGAGACCAUUUUCUCGGUAGAAGAAGCAAAUCAGCAAUGAUGAAAAUAUACCAAAGAAUUUGAUGGUGUUUAUUUUUUUGUCCUCCCACCCCUUCCCAAACUCUUCCAACCUCCAAUUGUCAGGCAUGAAUAGUAAAUAACACCCUAAGAGCCUUUUUUUUAACCACUAGGCAACCCUAGUGGUUAGACGGUGUAUAAAUGCAUUACGAAAAUGCUUGUGUUGUUUAACGUAUUUAUUCAUUGGCAUUUUCUUAUAUGUUAGACAAUAUUAUACUAGGAAAAUCAUCCCAA
Messenger RNA from Coffea arabica (coffee), 807 nucleotides. Its product is annotated as ethylene-responsive transcription factor ERF098. Gene Ontology annotation, molecular function: DNA binding; DNA-binding transcription factor activity. Gene Ontology annotation, biological process: regulation of DNA-templated transcription; ethylene-activated signaling pathway. Lineage: Eukaryota; Viridiplantae; Streptophyta; Magnoliopsida; Gentianales; Rubiaceae. The record is from RefSeq and is a predicted model, not a curated record.